Molecule: messenger RNA, 3360 nt
Organism: Diachasmimorpha longicaudata
Lineage: Eukaryota; Metazoa; Arthropoda; Insecta; Hymenoptera; Braconidae
Exons: 2
Coding region: 1-3360 (1119 amino acids)
Biological process (GO): DNA integration
Molecular function (GO): nucleic acid binding
Source: RefSeq, a predicted model, not a curated record
AUGGAUCAACAGAUAACCCUCAUUGGAGCUCAUCCCAGCAAUCAGAUUCUGCUCACAGCCGUGGCCAAUGUAUUUAACAAUCGUCGCAGCCCAGUUGCAGGACGAAUACUUCUGGAUACAGGCUCAACAUCAAAUUUCAUCACCAACAGCUUUGCUGAGAAAUUAAACAUUCCAAGGAAAAGAUGCUCCAUUCCGGUAGGUACGCUCAAUGGACUUACUACUUACACAAAGUGGAAAUUGAAGAUUUCUGUACAAUCUCGGGACGGUAAAUAUCAGGGCAAAUUCGAUUGUUUAACGAUCCCUUCAAUUUCACAAUUCGUCCCGGUCAGACCGAUUCCUAAAAACCUAAUAGAGAUACCAAAAAAUAUAAAGUUGGCAGAUCCUGAAUUUUAUAAACCUGCACCAAUUGAUAUCCUUCUUGGAUCCGGUCCAACGCUGUCACUAUUAUGUAUUGGACAGAUUAAAAUGCACAAUCAGGGUAGGUCGAAUUUAUAUUUACAAAAGACUCAAUUAGGUUGGGUGAUUGGAGGCGAUAGUAGUGCAUGCAAUGAAGAAAUUCCACGACAGGUCCACCACGUACAGCUUCACAACAUGCUGUCGAAAUUCUGGGAGAUAGAGGAAGGCCCAAAAAGGACAUAUCCAUCCCCAGAAGAGAUCGCAGCAGAAGAGCAUUUUCGAAAAUACGUGAGGAGAGACCAGUCAGGGAAAUAUAUUGUAGCUCUGCCAUUCAAUGAAAAAAAGGUCAAACUGGGUCAGUCCAUAGAGAUUGCUCAAAAAAGACUAAAUAGCCUAGAAAACAAAUUCAAAAAGAAUCCUAGUAUUCGGCGAGCUUAUGAAGAGGUAAUCAAUGAGUACAUAACAUUAGGACACAUGACAAAAGCGUCAGAAGAAAAUCCUGAGGGCCUUUUUCUACCCCAUCACGCAGUCAUAAAAGAGACCAGUAUUACAACUAAAUUACGAGUUGUUUUCGAUGGCUCUGCGAAAACGUCAUCUGGAGUCUCACUCAACGAGGCAUUGAUGAUUGGUCCAACAAUUCAAGACGAUCUUUUUUCUCUCGUACUCAGAUUUCGAUUUCAUAAAUAUGUAUUAACCGGCGACAUCGAGAAAAUGUACCGUCAAUUUUGGGUACGAGAAGAAGAUCGAAAAUAUCAACAAAUUUUAUGGCGUGACGAAACCGAUAAAAUAACCACAUUUCAGUUGAAUACCGUUACUUUUGGGCUAUCUGCAGCUCCAUUUUUAGCCAUCCGAAGUUUGCAUCAGCUCGCACGAGAUCACGAAGAACAGUAUCCACAAGCUGCUCGAAUCUUGUUGCGAGACAUGUACGUAGAUGACCUUUUGACCGGUUUCGAUUCUUUAGCCGACGCUCAAUCAAUUCAAAGAGAACUCAUUGAAUGCUUAAAACGAGGCGGUCUUAAUAUCCGUCAGUGGGCAUCUAAUGAUCCUGAGCUGCUCAGACAUCUGCCGAAGGAAUCAAUUAAUCAGAAAUUGUUCAUCAAUGACAACAAAACUCUGAAAACUCUUGGAGUAUUUUGGAAUUCAGAAACCGACACCAUUAACUAUUCCCACAAGAUUUCAAGCGAGAAAAAACCAGUCACAAAGAGAGAAAUACUCUCCGACAUUGCAUCCAUAUUUGAUCCACUAGGUUUACUAGGCCCAACCACCUUAACUGCGAAACACGUGAUGCAACAACUCUGGGCAGCAGGUAUAGAAUGGGAUGAAUCGGUACCCACAAAUAUUUACACGCAAUGGGUCCAGUAUUACCAACAACUACCUCUUCUAAAUAAUAUACAUUUCAAACGUCACGUAGUAAUACCUGAUAUGGGCAAUUUAGAGAUUCAUGGAUUCGCCGACGCUAGCAGCAUUGCUUACGGAGCCUGCCUUUAUGUUAGGUCAACCAAUGUACAUGGCCAAAUUAAAACGCAACUACUUUGUUCGAGAUCUCGAGUGGCUCCACUGAAAACUAUCAGUAUACCAAGGCUGGAGCUUUGUGCGGCUCUAACACUCGUGGAGCUAUACAAUUCAGUGCAGAAGGCCAUAAGGUUCGAUCCUUCACGAGUCGUUCUAUGGUCAGACUCAAUGAUUACCCUACACUGGAUCAGUAAAUCACCACACCUGUUACAAACCUUUGUGGCUAACAGAGUCACCGAAAUCCAGAAGGGGACCAAACAUUGUGAAUGGAGGCACAUUGGGUCAGCCGAUAACCCAGCAGACGCACUCUCCCGAGGUCAGCUACCUGCAGACUUCACUAACAAUGCGCUGUGGCAGGUAGGACCCACGUGGUUGAACGGUCCAGAAGAAGAAUGGCCGAAGAACUUAGAUAUUUUUCCAGGGACCGAAGAAGAAUUUAAAACCUGCCUCAACAUCACCAUCGAUGAGGGCAUCCUCAAUAAAUUCUCCUGCAUUCAUAAGGCUGAAAGAAUUAUUGCCCUCUGUCUACGGUUCAUGAAAUCAUGUCGCAAAAAGACCAACACUCCCAAGGGGCCACUCUCUGUUGACGAGCGGAAUGAGGCUAGAUUAAAAAUGAUAAAGAUGGCUCAAGCACUUUCCCUUCCGAACGACUUGAAGCAAGGGCCGUCUGAUCUCAAGAAAACCAAGCAAAAAUACAUGUCUCAAUUAAACGCAUUCAUCGACGAUCAAGGAUUGUGGCGAGUGGGAGGAAGACUACAGCACGCGAAUAUAUUAUAUGAUCAGAAACACCCAAUCAUAUUACCUCAACAUAACCAUGUUACUGACCUCAUCAUCAGAGAACAUCACCUGUCUCAUCUCCAUUCCGGAACCCAAACUACGUUAUAUGCCUUGAGACAACGAUACUGGCCUUUGGGUGGGAAAGCACAGAUUCGGAAAAUAAUUUGGCGAUGCGUUGAAUGCAACAGGGCCAGACCAAUCCAGGUCAAUUACACAAUGGGAAAUCUUCCAACAUCAAGAGUGACAAGUAGUUCAUCAGGAGUAUUCCAACAUGUAGGAGUGGACUAUGCUGGACCGAUGUCCAUCAAGGAAAGAAAACAUCAAAACAGAAAACAGGUGAAGGCUUACGUAGCAAUUUUCGUUUGUAUGGCCUCAAAGGCUGUUCAUCUGGAAUUGGUGAGCGAUUUGACCAGCAUUGGAUUCAUCGGAGCACUUAGACGUUUUGUCUCACGCAGAGGGAGACCAAGACAUAUUUAUUCUGAUAACGGGACAAACUUUGUGGGUGCAAAUCGAGAGUUGAAACAAAUAAUUGAAGAACUCCAUCAGCAAAAUUUCCACGAUCAAGUCAGUCAAUACUUGGGAGACCAAGGUAUUGAUUGGCACUUUUCGCCGCCCUUAAGUCCCAAUUUCGGUGGACUCUGGGAAGCGGCCACCCUUAGCUCCUUGUUCAUCUGA